Messenger RNA from Podarcis muralis (Common wall lizard), 2467 nucleotides. RefSeq names its product claudin 18 (gene CLDN18). Gene Ontology annotation, molecular function: structural molecule activity. NCBI's taxonomy places the organism in Eukaryota, Metazoa, Chordata, Lepidosauria, Squamata, Lacertidae. Gene Ontology annotation, cellular component: bicellular tight junction; membrane. The record is from RefSeq and is a predicted model, not a curated record.
UUCUGAUUGCAAAGGAGGUCUCAUGUCCACUACAAUUUGCCAAGUGUUGGGCUUUGUGGUCUCAACCCUGGGCUUCGCUGGCUGUAUUGCAGCCACAGCGAUGGAUGCAUGGAGUACGCAGGACUUAUAUGACAACCCAGUGACAGCUGUAUUCCAGUACCAAGGCCUCUGGAGGAGCUGCGUCAGUCAGAGUUCGGGUCUUACAGAGUGCCGGCCUUAUUUCACAAUCCUUGGGCUUCCAGCGAUGUUCCAGGCUGUGAGAGCUCUGAUGAUUGUGGGCAUCGUGCUGGGUGCUUUUAGCCUCCUGGUGGCUAUUUUUUCCCUGAAGUGUUUACGGAUCGGCAAUAUGGAGGACUCUGCCAAAGCAAACAUGACUCUGACUGCUGGAAUCAUGUGCAUUGUAGCUGGUCUCUGUGCUAUCUGUGGGGUAUCUGUUUUUGCCAACAUGCUUGUUACAAACUUUUGGAUGUCAACAGCUAAUAUGUAUCAACCAGGAAUGAUGCAGACACUCCAGACAAGAUACACAUUUGGUGCUGCCCUGUUUGUGGGAUGGGUUGCUGGAGGCCUGGCCUUGGUUGGAGGCAUUAUGAUGUGCAUCGCCUGCAGAGGACUGGUACCCGAAGAGACCCAUUACAAGGCCGUGUCCUACAAGAGCGCUGGAUAUAAGUCUGGAACUGGGUAUGAAGCCAAGAAGGUCCCAGUAGUUGAAACCAAUACUAUCAAAAGUGAUGACGGGAGACGUUCCUAUCCUUCAAAAUAUGACUAUGUAUAAUCCCUUCCUAAACGUAUGGUUUUAGACCAAAGCAACAGCAAAGUCCUAACUUGAAGCCUUUCUCAAGUCUGUUUUCUUAUUUUCUUUGGUUUGGCUUGCUGUUUAUAAAUGUUCUUUUAAUAUGACUGUGUAUAGUUCCUGACAUUAUAAAGACUUCCAUAAGAACUGUUUCCUUCCGCUACAUUUGUUAUAGUAGCAGUUAAAGACAGCUGAAGAAUUGGUUUACUAAUGUACCUUUUGUUGUUUCUUUUAAUAGAUGUAAGUAGAUGUUUAAGACCAGAACAUUACUGCAACGUACAGUGUUGAGUUCAUGUAAAGUUCAUGCAUUGAGACUUCAUUCAGUGUUUGGUUGCCCUUGAUGAAACAAAAUGAAAUACGAGGCUAAAACAACACCAUUACACACAGGCCAAUUAAAAAAUUUAAAAUGUUAAAAACUUAAUUUCAUACAGUACGUAAAACUGAUCUAAUAUAAAUUUCUGAAAUAACCACCACCUGCUUACUGAAUUCCAGAGGAAACAAAGUUACAAUUUGCUUUCUUCUCCUUUCAUUAAAUUCAUCCUCUCUUGAACAGCCAUAUGAGCUUAAACAGAAAAUCCUCAUAUAGAAUAGAAAUAUGUCAAAUAUUUCUUAGAGCAAACACUUCUUUUAUAUAUUUGAAUACACUAUCUGUCAUAAGAAAACCAGCGAUAUACUUCUGACUUUGUGGCAAAGCACAGAAUUUACUGCCACUCUUACAUUUCAGUCCUGAUAAUUUGUGCUGGCAAAACUGCCUUGUCACAAUGGCACCAUACCAUAUUUUUCAUGAGAUCACACUGCUAUGCAAUGCCUUAAGAUAGUAACCAACAACCAGAGGAAUCUGGGCCACAUGACCUUGAGCAGAAUCAUGUCAUGUCACCCAGAGAUGAGGAACCUCCGGCUGUUGUUGGUUCCCAACUCCCAUCAGCCUCAGCCAGCAUGACCAGUGAUCAGGGAUGAUGGCCCACACUGCAGAGUCUUACUGAAGAGUCACAUUGCACCCUGCUGUCAUUCAUUACUGCCAGGGUUAAAGAAAAGAAAAUUGGCCUAAGAAACUUUUGUUUUUGUAUUCUAAUAAAUAUAAUACACUGUUGCCCAACUCUCAUUCUGUCAUUGUUAUUUCUAACAACAUCCAAAGAUGUACUGCUCUAAUUCCAAUAUAAUGGUUUCUUAAUCCAUUGAAUAGUCAUUACAAGUGAUACAGAACCCCAGUAGGAUUACUGUGCAGGUGACACUUGCCAGCCAGGUGAGUUUUCACCUUGGCAGCCAUUUAGCAGGUCAAGGUGCAGGAACUGAGAAAGUUUGAUCACCACAGAAGUGGUACAUAGAUGACAGAAUGGCAGCUACUACCAGCAUCUGUGUUAAAAUACUCGAUUGGAUGGAAGAAGCUAUCUUUCACAUCUCAUGGGUAACCAAAAUACAAGUUAUGUUAUAGCAGAAGUCUCAUUAAAUAUAGAAACAUGUAAUGCAUACUGAUCAUCAUUUAAUAUUCUUUUAGCCCAGCAGUGCUAAUAAAUACUGGAAGGAUUUAUGUUAGUACCAUUUGACAUUUAGUUUUUAGGCAUUUAUGGCUUGUUGCAUAGUUCUUAAGACCUUUUGCAUGUAUUUUUUCUUUUUUAAAAAAACCCCUGACGUGUGUAUUUUUAAUUUAAUUAACUAGCUUUUCACAAAGCUGACCUA